Molecule: messenger RNA, 1644 nt
Organism: Penicillium cataractarum
Lineage: Eukaryota; Fungi; Ascomycota; Eurotiomycetes; Eurotiales; Aspergillaceae
Product: LYAR-type C2HC zinc finger protein
Exons: 3
Coding region: 1-1644 (547 amino acids)
Biological process (GO): rRNA processing; negative regulation of transcription by RNA polymerase II
Cellular component (GO): nucleolus
Molecular function (GO): DNA binding
Source: RefSeq, a predicted model, not a curated record
AUGGUGUCUUUCCAGUGUGAGGCAUGCGGUGAUAUCUUCACUAAGAAGAAACUCGACCCCCAUCGCAACCAGUGCCGCGGCGCGUCGUUUACUUGUAUCGAUUGUAUGGUCCAUUUCCAGGGAACUCAAUAUAGGGCACACACGUCGUGCAUGAGCGAGGCGCAAAAAUACCAGGGCGCUUUGUAUAAAGAAAAGCCCACCAAGGCCCAGAAGAAGGGGCAGAACGGCCAGAACAACCAGAAUGGCAAGGGCAAGGGUAACGCCAAUGCCAACAAGCAGCCCCGAGUCGAGGAUGGUUCCGAUGGUGACAAUUUCAAGGCCGAAGUGGCCCCGCCCCCGGCGCCUACGCCCCCUCCCGCUGGUGCAGGCAAGGCUACCUCCGAGGCGCUGACCAACGGCGGCAAGCCUGUCAAUGUGUUUGACUACUUGGUCACUGAGGAGACUCCCAAUGCCUCCAGGGUGACUCUGGCCCCCAAGGACACCCCCAAGGAACAGAUGAGCAUGGUUGCGAAUGCCAAAUCUGUAUUUGAGCCCAGCACUGCUCUCGCCAAAUUGGACACCAAGACCGACGACGAGGGCCACUAUGACGUCGCGUACGAAGAGAACGGCUUCUCAUAUGGCGCGGACCCUAUCCCGCCAUCCAUGUACCCCAACGACGUGCCCAACGUCUCUACGGAAUUCGUCACGCCCGCGCCCAAGAAGAGCAAGAAGGAGCGCCGCAAGGAAGAAAAGCGCGCCAGUGCCAGCGCCAGCGAGAAGAAGCGCAAGCGCGGCCAGGAGAAUCCCUCCAGCCCUCCCGCCGACAUGGACACUGACAUGCUGGAUGCCCCAUCCAGCGUGAUCAACAACGCCGGAACCCCCAUUCUCGCACACUCCGGUCUGACCGGUGGUCUGAACCGCAUGAUGCGUUCCCCAUCCCCAGAUGACUCCCCCGACCUCCACCGCUCAUCCUACCACGACGCCUCCUCCCCGAUCAAGCGCACCCGUCGCAACGGCAAAGAGUCCAAAGAAAGCACCAGCAACGGCGACGCCGGCCUGGGCAUUUCCAUCAAGAGCCGCGCCGAACGCCUCGUCACCUCCAUGUUUGGCGGUGGCUCGGUCGUCUCCACCAGCAGCGCCGGCAACGACAACUCGCGCGCCCUAGUCCGCACCCGCCGCGGCUCCUCCUCCAGCGCCGAGGGUGCUCUCGAAAUCCGCAAGAAAAAGUCCCACCGCAGCCGCCACGCGUCCGAUCCACACAUGGAACGCAAAACCAAGCGCAAGAGCAGUAACCCAACGGAAGGCGACAGACCCAGUCGUCGGCAGAAGCAGAGCGAUGAGCGACGCCGUUCAGACUCGCACUCGCCGCAUCGUGAGCGUCAGGUUACGAUCUACCGGGCGUCCAAGCCUCCCGCGCGCACGGAUGAUGUCCUGCAGCGCGAGAUGGCGGCGCAUUUCUUGAGUCUUGUUGGGUCCAGGGAUAGUGAGCGGGGAUGCUCGGUGCAUAAGGCGUUGAAGCGGUUCCAUCGUGAUUUCGAGGAUGAGGGUGAUGUUGAUCGGGAGAGGGGACGGAGUCGGGAGCGUAGGGUGGAGGAUGAGAAGGAUCUUUGGAGGGCUUUGAGGUUGAGGAGGAAUGAGAGGGGGGAGAUUGUUGUUUAUGUUUGA